GGGGGCUAACCCAUAGCUUCGAAUUUCAAUUUCUCUGCCAUUCUCAAAGGCAAACAAGAAUCUUUCAAUAAAUCAAUCCAAAAUAUUUUGUUUGUGAAAUAUGCAGUCAUUUGGUGAAGUGCAAUCAAUGGCUUCCAAUAUAUUUUCAGCCUACGCAUCUGUUGCAGCAUCAAUGAUGCUGUUCCGAUCCAUGGCACAUGAUGUUAUCCCCGAGCCUUUAAAAUCGUACAUUAUUUCUGCUUUCACUCGGAUUUUCAGCUAUUUUUUCGCUCCGUUAUCGACCCAAAUCACGAUGGUGGUGGACGAGAACAGGGGCAUGACGCGCAACCAAAUCUACGAAUCUGCGGAGAUUUAUCUACACACGAAAAUCAACCCAAAUACUAAGAGAUUCAAGGUAAGCAAGAAUCCCAAGAAGAAAAGUAUCAGUUUAAGUAUGGAGAAGGAUGAAGUUGUAACUGAUACUUAUAACAACAUUGAGCUCACAUGGCAGUUUGUUUUGGAAGUGCCGGAAAAUUCAAAAAAUCGUUUCCAGUCGGAAAAAAGGUACUUCGAACUCAGUUUUGAUAAGCAGCAUAGAGAAACCGUAUUGAAGGAGUAUUUGCCUUUUGUUAUGCAAAAGGCCAAAGAACUUAGGGAAAAAGACAGGAAUGUGAAAUUGUACACAAGGGAUUGUCCAUAUUCUGACUCCGAUGAUGAUGAUGAUGGGAGAAAUGUAAGUGGGGUUUGGGGCUGUGUGAAUUUGGAUCAUCCUGUGACUUUUGAGAAAUUGGCAAUGAACCCACAAUUGAAAGAACAAAUUAUUGACGAUUUGGACAGAUUUGUGAGGAGAAAAGAGUAUUAUAAGAAAGUAGGAAAGGCUUGGAAAAGAGGGUAUCUUCUUUAUGGGCCUCCCGGGACUGGAAAAUCGAGCUUGAUUGCAGCGAUGGCGAAUUACUUGAAGUUCGAUAUCUAUGAUUUGGAGCUUACAAGUUUAUAUUCAAAUGCUGAAUUGAAAAGGACUUUGCUUUCGACUGCCAAUCGAUCGAUUAUUGUGAUUGAAGAUAUUGAUUGCAACGCUCCCAUGCUCAACCGGGAUGUUGAGCCUGAACCUUCUGAUGAUAAGUUAACUCUUUCGGGUUUGCUCAACUUCAUGGAUGGACUAUGGUCUAAUUGUGGAGACGAACGCAUCAUAAUUUUCACAACGAACCACAAGGAGAAGAUCGAUCCUGCCUUGUUACGUCCCGGUCGAAUGGACAUGCACAUUCACAUGUCUUACUGUACGCCUGCUGGAUUCGACGUCCUGGCAUUGAAUUAUUUGGCAAACCAUGAUCAUCCGAGGCUUUUUCCCGAGAUAAAGGACCUAAUCCAGGAAGUACAAGUCACUCCAGCAGAAAUUGCAGAACACUUGAUGAGAAAUGAGAAUGCUGAACCAGCACUUGAAGGUGUGGUUGAUUUGCUUAAGAGAAAAAAGGCUGAGGCUAAUGAAGAGAACAUUAAUAAGAAGGCAAAGGCUGGAAUUGAAGUUAAAGGAGAAGCAAAAAAGGAGGCGAAAAUGGAGAAAAUUGUUAAAUCUUUAAAAAGCUUUAGGAAAAAUUCGAGAAGAGGAAAGAGCAAAAGAAUGUGAUGAUGAGAAAAAUGAUAUUAUCUAGUACUAAUGAUGCACCGCACUUGAUAUGUUCAAUUAAACAAAGUACAUGGUAUUGUAUUUAAAUGAAUUUAUUAUUAAUGUUAUAUAGUUGUCGUACAAAUUAAUUCUUGCUAUUGGUGGUAUUGUUCGUAGUAAAAAUUAUCGAUAAUCGUCUUAGGUAUUAUAUAUGUAAUGAUUAGUGAUUUAAUGCA
Molecule: messenger RNA, 1818 nt
Organism: Olea europaea var. sylvestris
Lineage: Eukaryota; Viridiplantae; Streptophyta; Magnoliopsida; Lamiales; Oleaceae
Product: AAA-ATPase At3g50940-like
Exons: 2
Coding region: 101-1603 (500 amino acids)
Molecular function (GO): ATP binding; ATP hydrolysis activity
Source: RefSeq, a predicted model, not a curated record